ACACAGGGGAGUGUGAUAGGCUGCUGAGGAGGGGAACUGCAGCACAGUUAGCGGCGCUGUCAGGAAACAGAAGCCCACUCUGAAUGAAUGCAGCUCCCAGAAACAGCUGAACAGGACGCUCCGUCUGUGUGAUUUACCAUGACAACUGAAUCGGGCGCAGACUCUGAGGCCAAACAGCCGCAGGCGAAGAAGGAGGCAGAGAAGGGGAAAAGUAAAGCAGCGGCGGACCCUGCCUCGCCCCAGAACCAGCCGGAGCAGCUCCCAGCUGCAGUUGGACACAGCACCCCGGCCAGGAAAGAACAGGAGCAGCAGGAGGAGGACCAGGAAUCCCACAGGUCGUCCACAAGUCGUCUGUCCAGGUCUCCCCUGAGGGGCGUGAAGAAGGUGAAGAUGAUGCAGUGCAAGAUCGCUCUGCUGGACGGCUCCGACUACUCCGUCAACGUGGAGAAACGAGCCAAAGGCCAAGUGCUCUUUGAUAAGGUGUGUGAACACCUGAACCUGCUGGAGAAGGACUACUUUGGCAUCACAUACAGAGACGUAGAGAGUCAGAAGAACUGGUUGGACCCUUCCAAAGAGCUUAAGAAGCAGAUCCGGAACGGACCCUGGAACUUUUCUUUUAACGUCAAGUUUUACCCGCCGGACCCGUCGCAACUGAGAGAGGACUUAACAAGGUACUACCUGUGUUUGCAGCUGAGGGAUGACGUUGUUUCGGGUCGCCUGCCUUGUUCCUUUGCCACCCACACGCUGCUGGGCUCCUACACGGUGCAGUCUGAACUCGGAGACUACGACCUGGACGAGCUGGGCAGCGACUACAUCAGCGAAAUCCGCUUCGCGCCCAACCAGACCAAAGAGCUGGAGGAGAAGGUCAUGGAGCUCCACAAGACCUACAAGGGGAUGACACCAGCUGAAGCCGAAAUCCACUUCCUGGAAAAUGCCAAAAAGCUGUCGAUGUACGGGGUCGACCUCCAUCACGCUAAGUUGGUAGGGAAUCUCUAUGAGAGCUUGGCUCCAGCUGAGGGAGAGGACUCUGAAGGCGUAGAGAUCAUGCUGGGAGUUUGUGCGAGCGGCCUCCUCAUCUACAGAGACAGGCUGCGGAUCAACAGGUUCGCGUGGCCCAAAAUCCUCAAGAUCUCCUACAAGAGGAACAACUUUUACAUCAAAAUCCGACCCGGCGAGUUUGAGCAGUUUGAAAGUACGAUUGGUUUCAAGCUCCCAAACCAUCGCGCUGCCAAAAGGCUAUGGAAGGUCUGCGUGGAGCACCACACCUUCUUCAGGCUCGUGUCUCCUGAGGCGCCGCCGAAGAAGUUCCUCAGCCUCGGCUCCAAGUUUCGCUACAGCGGCAGAACCCAGGCUCAGACACGGAGGGCCAGCGCGCAGAUCGCCAGGCCGGCGCCGCUGUUUGAGCGCUCCUCCAGCAAACGCUACAACAUGUCCCGCAGCUUAGACGGAGCUCCCAUCACGGAGAACCAUGAGACUCCCGUGAAGGGCAGCGCCGCAGACGGGGCGCCCAAAGUCAUCGCCAAGGAGGACAUCAUCACCACGGUAACGACAGAGAAGAAGGCGGAGGAGGAGAAUGCGGAGCAGGAGGAUGCGCAGGAAGUUGCCGCGGAGACCGCCUCCACGACGCCACUCAGACACGACACGAAGCUCCCCCCCCCUGCGUACGCCAGCGACCCGCUGCGCUCCGAACUUUCCCUCCCAUCGUCCCCCAUCUCCUCGACCAAAGUGCGGCGGCGGCGCAGGGAGAGCGGCCGCAAGCGGGCGUCGUCGGUCAGCCCGGCCAAGAGCGGCGGCGGCUGCCAGCGGCGGCAGGCCCGCGCCGACCGCAAGGCCGCCCUGCUGGAGGAGCAGGCGCUGCUGCUGUCCGCCCGCAAGCAGCGCCUGGAGCAGGGCGGGCGGCGCGGUGCCGGCGGCACGCUUUUCUCCUUCUCCCUGCACCUGCCCGACCUGUCCUCCGUCCUGGACGAGGACGGCUACAUCACCUUCCCCGAUCUGUCCGAGAUGCGCUUCGUCCCAGAGUGCGCGCAGAACUUCCUCCCCAUCAAGUCGCCGUCCCUCAUCCCCUGCUUCCUCUUCAUCUUCUUCUUCCUGCUCACCACUUCCUUCUCAGUCCCCUACGCCCUCACCCUAUCCUUCCCGCUGGCGCUCUGCCUCUGCUACCUGGAGCCCAAGGCAGCCUCCCUGACCGCCUCCAUAGCCCAGGGCUACCAUGACCAUGACAGUUCAGAGGAAGAGGAGACCGACAGCGAACGUACGGACUUUGCCUGUGAUGGAGAGAUGACCGCCACAGAGUCGGAAGCCGAUGAAGACUCCGAGAUGCGGACUCAGGACUCCGAGCCUCCGCCCGAGGUGGUCAAGCACCAGACCAACAUCAGCGAGCUGAAGCGCUCCUUCCUGGAGACCGGUAGCAAUGGCGGCUGCGGCGCUCCGGGUCUGACGGAGUGGGAGAAGAGGCUGUCGUCGUCGCCUCUGCGCUCGCCCAGAUCGGACGAAGCCCCGAUGAUCGAGCCGCUGGAGCUGCAGGACGCGAAAGAUGAGCAGACGAAGCAGGAAGUGGGACCUAAAGACACUGUGGCUGCGGCGGGAUUUCUGGUGAAAUACGUGGCGGAUAGCGUUGUGACAGACGGGGCCAGAUCCUCGGGGCCCCACGGCAUUAGCCUGUCCACCACCAUGGACGACGACGUCUUCGUGGACGGGACCCUGAGGGAGGAGGCGGGGGGCAAAACCCCGGACUCCCAGGAGGAAGAGGAAGAGGCAUCGGACAAGUCAGCGACCAAGGUCAGCCCUGGAGCGGUGAGACAGGAAGUGUCGCAGGCCAUCACCGACAAGAAAGGCACACUCAUCAUCUUUAAGCAGGCGGAGAACAAAGAGGACGAAGAAACAAGCGAAAAAGAAGGACUGGCGGAAACCGACGGCAUCGAGGAGCAGAAACGCCAAGCUUCGCGAAAAGCUGAGAUUAAAAAUGGCGACGUGAGUCAGACUAGAGGCGUCGACUCGCCGAAGAAAGCGAUGGCGUCGUGGAUUUCCGAGGAGAAGGUGGAGAGUUCAGAGUUCGUCGGCGUGUUUACACAGGAAGUGGAGGAGCUGAAGACUUUGGAUGAGCCGCAGCAGAAAGCCGAAGGAAUCCAGCCGAAGUCGAGUCCGACUCACGUUACGGUUUCUGCGUCCUUAGCUGUGUCUGCGCCUGGAUGGGUUUCUCCCUCUCACAAGGCAUCAGCUGACCAGGAGAAGGCGGUAGUCGUUACUGAAAACGAAGCCGAGUCCCCAAAACCAAAGGCUCCUGAUGGAGUGGAGGUCACUGCCAAAGACGUGCCUGUGGUCCACACAGAGACAAAAACCAUCACCUACGAGUCCGCCGAGGUUGACACGAAUGGAGACGCGGACCCUGGGGUGCUGCUGAGCGCUCAGACCAUCACCUCGGAAACCACCAGCACCACCACAACCACGCACAUCACAAAGACGGUGAAAGGAGGAAUCUCAGAGACUCGAAUUGAGAAGCGGAUCGUCAUCACCGGAGAUGCAGACAUUGACCACGACGAGGCUCUGGCUCAGGCCAUAAAGGAAGCCAAAGAGCAGCACCCUGACAUGUCAGUGACCAAAGUAGUGGUGCAUAAAGAGACAGAGAUCACGCCAGAGGAGGGGGAGGACUGACCCAGGAAUAACCGAGCUCUUCUUCCAGCGAUCACAUCUCACCGUCCGGACCGUCUGAAGGCUCCUCCUCUACGGACGCUGCAGCUCGCCGCUCCACUCGCAAACAUCACCUGCAAAACCAACAAACACACUCUGCAUGAGAAGGACGCCAAGCUGCAUCACCAACCACACGGCCUCGUCUGAUUUGUUUUAGUUUUUCUUUUAAUGGUCCUGAAUCCGAAGUAAACCUUCUGCUUCCACUGCCUUAUUACGACUUUGAUGCAUUUUUAUGAUUGCUGAGGAUAAUUACUGUAGCAGCAUUUUAUUUAUGAGAUAAAGCCAUCACUCCAGGAACUUGUAAUUGCUGUAGGUUGUACAUGUUAGAGAGCAAACACUAUUUAACCUCAAUGUAGAAGAAAACAAAGCAUCGCUUCACUCCCACACAAUGAUUUUCCACCUGGUGCCACUGUACAUAUCAGAGCCUCUCCAGCAAAGCCGGCUUACGAUGAUCUUUCUAAGGUUGAUUUGUGUUAUUUGAAUUCGUUUCACUUUAUUGUCUUUUAUUUCUCUUUUUGGUUUUUCCUCCCACUCGAGCUCCACUUUCAGCGAGGAAAACGAAAAACAAAGUGACUUUUUGACGUGCCUGUGCAGGCUGGGAAUGUUUUUUGUUUUGUUUUGUUUUUUCCCAGGGCGGGGUCGAUUGGCCGCAGCACAAGCUCCGCGUCGGCCGGUUGGCGUGGCGACGGCACGGCCGCGGGGCAAAGGGCUCAGACGGCCGAGCUCCGCCCAAAAGAGAUGCAAAGUCCAGAAAGAGAAAUCGGUUAUCCUCCCCUGACAUCCACAGCCUCCAUCUGCUCCUCCAUUUCACCUGCAGCCGCAUUUUCCACAGCGUAGGGGAGGAAAACGGAGACUGACACAUUUGUUGUUAAUUUGCAGUUUACUCCCAAAAUAAUAAAGUGACCACAGUACAGCA
Poecilia latipinna (sailfin molly) is the source of this 4603-nucleotide messenger RNA. It is a transcript of the gene epb41l3b, whose product is annotated as erythrocyte membrane protein band 4.1-like 3b. Lineage: Eukaryota; Metazoa; Chordata; Actinopteri; Cyprinodontiformes; Poeciliidae. The transcript has 26 exons. Bases 139 to 3651 code for a protein of 1170 amino acids. Gene Ontology annotation, cellular component: cytoskeleton; plasma membrane. Gene Ontology annotation, molecular function: structural molecule activity; actin binding. Gene Ontology annotation, biological process: actomyosin structure organization; cortical actin cytoskeleton organization. The record is from RefSeq and is a predicted model, not a curated record.